AUGCCUGAUUCAAAUACCAACACUUUAAAAGUAGGGAUUGUGAGCACACUGGGUAAAUACCUGACUUCAGAGUAUUAUGCAAACUGUGUCACUGCUGCUGGAUGUGAGAUGAGAACAAACCAGAUAUGGGAUGUGGAGAUUCAGUCUUUCAGAGGAAGCCAGGUAGUGGUGGCGCUCAAAGGCUCUCGUGGGUUGAGACUUGUGGUUGAUUUAGAUGGAUCGGUAAGCUGUGGUGCUUCGUGUACAGAACCUCAAAACCUGUUUCUGUUGACAUUCCAACCUAAUGGGAAAUGGAGCUUUAAAUCCUUAGCUACUGGCACUCACUUAGAGGCUGAUGGGGAAGAUGUCAUCUGUGUCUCUGAAAACGUUAGAGAUGAGCACCUCUGGACCCCCUGCAUAGCCAUCCAUUCCCAUGUGGUUUUCUUCAAUAUUAGGAGCCAUCUUUAUUUGCAGGCUGAUCCAGAAGAAGACCAAGUUUGGGCAGGCGCCACUUACCCUUUUAAUGAACGCUGUGGUUUUGUCAUGUUGUUUGACAAAGACAAAGGGAAGUACCAUCUGAGAACAAGUGAUGGUUUAUAUGUGUCUUCAGUAAAAAAGCUGGUUAGCAAGCCCAGUGAAAAGACAGCUUUAACUUUUCAUCUAAGACCAGGGUACCUGGCUUCUUUUUUUGAUGAUUGUGGAAGUCGCUUGUUCCCUCAUGGGAGAAGUGGAGCUUUAUUACCAGGAAAUAUCCACAUUAAUAAAGAUGAGUGGUUUGUGAUCAAGAGAAACCCUUGUUUAAUCACAUUGAAGGCUCUGAAUAAGAACUAUGCAACAGUUACCUGUGGUGUUGAGGUGUAUGCCAAUAGAAAUAAACCUGACAGUCACUCAUUAUUUGAGUUGGAGGUAAACCCCAGGACAGAGCUGGUAAAGAUUCAGACUCCUAAAGGCAGAUACCUUACCCUGAGAGGGAGUAACAGUGUGAUAGCAGAUGGAGAUGGGGAUGAGAGCAAUUCCUUGUUUGAAGUGGAGUGGCGAUACGGUAAAGUGUGCUUCCAAGCAUCCAAUGGAAUGUACCUUACAGUUAAACCAAUUGGACUUAUCACAGCCAGUUCUCCUGAAGUCGGGCCAAAUGAACAGUUUGUGGUACAGCUGGCAAAUCGGCCCUUCUUGAUGAUGCGUGGUAAAUACGGCUAUGUUGGUAAAUCUAUCCACCAUGCUGUUUUGCAGUGCAACUUGCCAGAGCCUGAACAGAUCAGUCUGAUUCCCUGCAAGCAUGGAUUCUACCACUUUAAAGGGUCAAAUGGUAAUUUCUGGACAAUGACAGAAAACGAUACAUUCAAAGCUGAUGGGAAUGUCGUUCUGAAUUUCUGCAUUGAAAUCCGGGGCAUCAAUCUGCUAGCAAUCUUGGCUCCCAAUGGCUGCUAUCUACGGGGGGAAAACAGUGGAGUUCUCAGUGCCACUGGACAAACAAUCGAUGAGGACUGUCUUUGGGAAUUUUAA
Molecule: messenger RNA, 1482 nt
Organism: Polyodon spathula (Mississippi paddlefish)
Lineage: Eukaryota; Metazoa; Chordata; Actinopteri; Acipenseriformes; Polyodontidae
Product: fascin-3-like
Exons: 6
Coding region: 1-1482 (493 amino acids)
Biological process (GO): actin filament bundle assembly; establishment or maintenance of cell polarity; cell migration
Cellular component (GO): lamellipodium; actin cytoskeleton; cell projection membrane
Molecular function (GO): protein-macromolecule adaptor activity; actin filament binding
Source: RefSeq, a predicted model, not a curated record